This is a messenger RNA of Dermacentor silvarum, 19355 nucleotides long. RefSeq names its product ELAV-like protein 3 (gene fne). Gene Ontology annotation, molecular function: RNA binding. Gene Ontology annotation, cellular component: ribonucleoprotein complex. Lineage: Eukaryota; Metazoa; Arthropoda; Arachnida; Ixodida; Ixodidae. The coding region runs from base 988 to 2049 and encodes 353 amino acids. The transcript is spliced from 6 exons. The record is from RefSeq and is a predicted model, not a curated record.
AACGUCGGUUGUGUUGUGUUCUGCAGUAGACACGUCGGGGUACACCGGUUUCGUUUUUUCUUCUGUUUUUUAGCUCCGUUUUUUCUCAGUCUAUCUGUCUCUCUCUCUCUCUCGAUCUGUGUCUCUCUUCUAUAUCGGCUUUUGCGUUCAUCCCGCGUGUCUGAGUUGCCUGCCUUUUCGGCGCCAAGUUUUCCACCAACAUCAGCUCCGGGAGAAGAAGUAUCAACUGAAAAAAAAAAGGAAGAAGAGUGCCCCUCCAACUUGCCCGAUUAGUUUUCUUCAUCACUAACAGAAAAAAAAAAAAAGAACAGCAAGAGAGAGCAGGAGAGAGAAAACUUCACCCGACCUACAAGUUCCCCAUCCAAAGUCCUCACCUCCCUGUGUGCUAUUACGGUGUGCUUUUUCAGCGUCGUCUGCUAUACAGCGCAAAGAGAAUCGUCUGCUUCGUCGUCGUCUUCCACGCAGGACGUGUUUGUCGUCUGCUUGCUUACUGCGUGGUGAUUGGACGCGUGGCCGUCGUCGCGUCGUCUGCUUCGUUACGAGUGUGCAGAAGGCCUCCCCCACGAGUACGUCGCUAGCGCGAAAGAGUUUGAAGAGAGCGAAGUACGCAGCGCAGAGGUCCAGCCUCCGUCAAAUCGCUUUUGUUGCACAAGAGAACGCACAAGUUCCACGCCGCGUGGUCGCUGCCCCACCCGCACAGACAACCGGAGGUGACAGAAAAGAAAACAAAGCCCUUGUUUGCUCGCUCAGCAGACGACAAAGGUCUAAUCUCGCGAACCACCGGGAUUCUCCGUGAGACCAGCUUCGUGUUCACGUGGCCGAACCUUCGUUCCUUUUCCUCCAACUGGUGAUCGCCGACUCAGAAGAUAAUCCGCGCUCAACAACUGUCCUCCCCUCGGUAUUGGCUACUCCAAACACCUCAUCACCACGACGAGUUUCGCUUGGGUUAACUCUUCGGAGAGCGGUCUUUCGAACCAAGCUUCCCAAAUGAAUGGCAUGGACACCGGUCCGUCGGUGCAGUCUUCGCAGCAGAAUGGGACGCUGCACGGCUCGUCGGCGCAGCAGCAACAGCAGGGCUCGGCCGAGGACUCCAAGACCAACUUGAUCGUCAACUACCUGCCGCAGACCAUGACGCAGGAGGAGAUCCGGUCCCUCUUCUCCUCCAUCGGAGAGGUCGAGUCCUGCAAGCUCAUCCGGGACAAGGUCACCGAAGAAGGCACCUCACCACCGAUCCGUCAAAGCCUAGGCUAUGGCUUCGUGAACUACGUCCGUCCGGAGGACGCCGAGAAAGCAAUCAACACGCUGAACGGACUGCGAUUACAGAACAAGACCAUAAAGGUGUCGUAUGCCCGCCCUAGUAGUGAGGCUAUUAAGGGUGCCAACCUGUACGUCAGCGGACUGCCCAAGUCCAUGACUCAGCAGGAUUUGGAAGGGCUCUUCUCUCCCUAUGGCCGCAUCAUCACUUCGCGCAUCCUCUGCGACAACAUCACCGGUCUGUCCAAGGGCGUCGGCUUCGUGCGCUUCGACCAGCGCGUGGAGGCCGAGCGCGCCAUCAAGCACCUGCACAACAGCGUGCCGGCCGACGGGGGCGCCACGGAGCCCAUCACCGUCAAGUUCGCCAACAACCCGAGCAACAACGCCAAGGCGAUCGCGCCGCUGGCCGCCUACCUGUCGCCGCAGCGCCGCUUCCCGGGACCCAUACACCACCCGGCUAACCGCUUCAGCCGGUACUCUCCGCUGGCGGGUGACCUGCUGGCCAACCCGCUGCUGGCCGGCUCGGCCAUGAACGGCUCCGGCUGGUGCAUCUUCGUGUACAAUCUGGCGCCGGACACGGAGGAGAACCUGCUGUGGCAGCUGUUCGGCCCGUUCGGGGCCGUGCAGAGCGUCAAGGUCAUCAGAGACCUCCAGACCAACAAGUGCAAGGGCUUCGGCUUUGUCACCAUGACCAACUACGACGAGGCGCUGGUCGCCAUCCAGAGCCUGAACGGCUACACGCUCGGCAACCGCGUGCUCCAGGUCUCCUUCAAGACCAACAAGUGCAAGUCUUAAGGCGCUCGUCUACACACGUACAGACACACGUGCAGACACACCCACACACACACACACACACUUUUCUGUUUCCUCCACCGUCCGGUACAUGUGUGCGUCUUGCUGAAGAUAGAUCGUUAUCUGGGUAGAAAACCGCGAGGCCCUUGCUGCUUCCAAAGGACAGAUACGCUGUUAUCAUUAAGGUCUAGGGCUGGAAUAAGUGCUAAAUAAUUGCCUGUACACUGAAGCUCAAGCACGAGUGAUCGGGCUAAAGCUUGUCUAUUUCUUGUUGCUGCUGUCAUCAUUUGACAUUGGCUGAGCGAGGACAAAGUAAUGGAUGCACGUUUCCCGACUUGCACUGCCAAACAAAAGAAAGCCAUGCUUUUCAAUGCUUCACUUAAGAAUUGCUUUGUUGAAUUAAGGAGCAAAAUUUUGUGCCCGCAAGAGACACCACCAAUGCAGGUUUGAUCGGUAACCAGGUCAAUUGUUCGAUUUGGGUUUGUCCUCGUAAACACCCGACGAGGGUUUGAAUCCCUCGUGACAUCAUUGGCGUUCACGAACUACCUUCAGCCCUGACGGUCCAACGUGCCACUGUUGUACCGGACGGUCAGCUAGACACAAACUUUACCCCCUCCCCCUUUUAUUACCUAACCGCUCCCCCACCUAAUCGUAAAGAAAAUAGGGAAAUACUACGUGUACGAUGUUGCUUAAAAAACCCGGAAAGCUUCUCUUCAAUGAAACUGGGACACAACACACAGAUAGAAAGAGAAAUCACAUACCUUGGUGACACACACACGACGCAUUUCACUCACACAGACAGCGGCACAGACCGACACUGAGACCGGAGCACCCUUGUCGUUAGCCCUUCACCGAAUGACUCUUAAAAAAGCGCAGAUGACGUUUGACGCUGGGAGAUGGGAAGCAAGAAACGGGACGCUGGAGCUGAAAAACCAGAACGUUGAGGGCCCUACGAACGCGAUACGCUGAUGGUUUGUCGAAGAGAAGAAAAAAAAAAACUUCGCCCGUGCUUUUGCGGACUCUCUCAACUUCCAAACUGAUAGAGACCGCGUGUUUAUUAGUCAGUUCGCGCGCAGAUCGCUUUCAACAGACGGCAUCGUGGAAUUUCGAGGCCGGCAGUUAUUUCUCCAACUCUUGAUAAUUCGUGUGUAGAACUUGCAUUGCUUGUCAACAGGUCGCUGCCGUCUAAAAGGAACAGCGUGAAAUUACGUAAUUGCACACGCGCGCGAUCGCCGUUGACUCCAUAUUUUGCGAAGGUUUUCUAAAGUGCAUCGCUGAGCAGGAAUUUUGGGAAUGUCGGAAUGGGGAUGCACUUUGGAUUUCCACGUCAGAAAGAAAAAAAAAGUGCAGGAAAAAGAACCUGCUAUAAUUGCUUUGUUUGAUUUCACUCACCGCUGUCUUUACGCAGUUAAAAGGAACGCUGCAUAUAAUGUUGACCUAAACCUAGUAAGGAAAGCUUUAAGGUCUUCUCCACAACUUUGUGUUUCCAGGCACAUUUUUCAUUAGGCGCUUUUCUCCGGUCACUGGUUAACAAAGGUGGAUCUGAAGUUGAGAGAGAGAAAAAAAAGGCGUAGUUUCACGCGAAAACGUAGGUGCCCAUGCUCGUGCGUUACACACACACACCCAAACAGAAACGACGCGCGGAGUCGCUAGUCUAUGAUGCUACAUUACUGUGCCGUUGCGUCGAUGGCUGCACAAGUCGUAAUGAGACGCAAAACGAAAAAAAAUGACACGAAACAUGGAACCGUGACACCUUCAUUUAUCGCCUGCGCAAGCUCUUAGGCUGUUGGAACGAUUUUUCAUUCAUUGCUUUGGCAUGUGUGAAACUAGGCUUCGUAGAGAAAUGGACAUCUCUCAAUUCUCGGGCAUGGCUUGUUUUUUUUUUUUUUUUUUUUUGAGGGAUAUCGUCCACAAGUAUAGAAAGCCUACAUUCGACAUCUCAGCUGUGGAAAUAUUUGUUAACGAGUCACAUAUGAAGGUUGGGAUAAAUAAUUAGCUUGCUAAGGGUAUAAGCGCACCGUAAUUAACUUAAAACGACAGCGCCAGAAGGUACUGAAAACAAGUUGCACUUCCAAUUUAUUAUUUGCUGCAAACGCAUGCAGUCGCAGUUUUCCUGACAAGGAAAUAACAAAAAAAAAAACGACAGAAGGCUGAACAGAACAAUUGACUCUGCUGGGCAGCCAGCAGCUUCGCCUAAAUCAGCUAAAUUUCGACUACUGGCACCGGAAAAGAAGAGGCUAGUCAGUCAUUGUGUAAUGUACUCAUUGUGUCUAUUUAUAUAUUUAUUGAACUAUUUAUGAAAAAACUCAUUAUUUAUUUAUUUAUUUAAGCACUUCGUCCUCUUCGUUGGGACGUUGAGAACCAGUCGCCUGGCGCGCAUGGAGCAGUGUCGUCGGCUUGCGGGCGCGUCUGCAAAGCAAGUCGAAACGCCGCCUGCUACAGAGCUUUGUUCGUUCACUAGUCCGAUUGCGGCCAAAGAUCUUAAUGGGCCAGCCGCAUGACCUGUUGGUUUGUCAACCCAAAUGCGGAGCCUUUUUCGUUAGGGAAACGUGAGGAACAUAUAACAAACGUUCAAGUUCCGAGCAAAUUAUUUUUUUUGUCGCGAAAGAAACGCUUAAAUUUGCAGUUUGAUAUAAAUUGAUAUACAUAUUUUUAUUCCUAUUGGCUUUCUCUGCAUCGUAAGUUGAGCGAUAGUUCAAUGGAUAGGUUCCUGGGUAGCAUCUUAAAAAAUUACCGAGUGCGGCUGUAAAUUAUGGCUCUGGAAGUUUUUAAAGCGCGUUGAUUUCUGUUAGUCGUAAACUAAGUCAUUUAUUCAUUAUAUCCAAUAUUUAUUCUUGACUUCAUUUUGAGCUCUUAGGCGUUCGUACUUAACCGUUCGGUAUUAAUUUCUCUCUUCCAACUCUUCCUGUAACAUACUUUUGCACGAAACGCUUCAACUCAGUUUGAGGUUAGGACAGUAAAGGGUUGCCUGUGAAAGUGUUGUAUUUAUGUAUAAUGUGCAUUUGGCAUUGUACUAUGUUGUACACAUUGUAGAGUGUGCGUGAAGCUUGUAAGUGGAAAAAAUAGUCGCCCGUGCAUCGUCAUUACUUUCCAAUUGUAUCUUUCUGGCACCAUGACUUAUCGCACACUUUUCUAUCGCAUGAACCUUUCUGAAACGAGGCUGCCCGGUUAUCUGUAGCUAUAGUAUGUCAGUUGUCCAGUGUUCUCUGCAACGCACAAGCCAUUUCGCGUACGCUACGUCACUGUCUUCCGCCGCGUUGCUUUCGAGAGCAGCGCAGAACGUGUUCAUCGCGAGGAGCUCCUAAAUAUACAGUGAAACAUAAGUGAAACUAGGUGAUUGUCUUCUUUCUAAAGAUAACGCUGUUUCUCGCCAAAUCAGUCGGACGGAAAGUUUGACAAUUGCACCGGAAAAAGGCAGAUUUGUGAAAGAAAGUGCGCGAUCGUCGUAAUCACUACCCGUCGACGUAACCAAAGGGCUCAUGAAAACAUACCUUCAAUUCGCCGUUCGAUAUCGUUCAGGAUGCUCCUUGCGAUGCACACCACUUUGUGCGAUUUGUGCGAGCCGCUUGCGCCGCUAUCUAUAGGAUGAGGGUGAAUAAAUUACCGCGUGAACUGUAUUGGCCUGAAACUAGGGUUGUUGUAUAGAAUACACAAGCUACAAUUGGAUGACUAGCCAUGUUAUAUCCAAUAGAAUUUUCCGUACACUUGUUAAACAUUUAAAAAGUCUACCAUGCCUGAGGGGUCAGGCUUCUUUCGCGAAAAGACUUGCUACUGGAAGACGAGUCCUGAGAGUUGUCUUAUUAGUCUAAGCAGUGAACUAGUGUCCACUCUUUGACGCUGGGUCCACGGUGUAAGAUAUAUACUCUUCUUACACCCUGGCUGGGGCAUAUUUUGCAGUUGCAUCUCUUGUAGAAACCUUGGUGCAGUGAAGGAUUAUGCCAUAGGAGCUACGGCACGUACAAUUCGACGAACGCUUUAUUUCUCGAAAAGCAUUUGACGAAACUAGCGCAAGCACUCACACAAAUCGUGACUUAGUACUUUAUCUUAUCUUCGUUGUCGAAGGGCCGCAGGCAGCUAUCGCCGCCGCCACAUUGAGUGAAACUCUAGUCCUAUCGCUGACUCACACAGACCGAAAAAAAAAGUCAUGCAUCCAUCGAUUUGUCAUGUGAAAAUGGCCCACAAGAAGCGUACACUGCUGAUCUCAGGUCUUCGUCACUCACACGUGUGUUCGAAUAUUUGUACACUAUGGUCAGAACAUUGUACGUCUAAGUGUCCGUGUGCAAAGCACUGCUCUCUCACGUGUGUCUCAUGUAGCCUUGCUUGGGAAGGGCGAGCCUUUCUCACAAGGUCAGUGUUUGUAAAUGUCACCCCCAAUCCCCAAGCGGGGUUUCUCCUCUUCAACGCCAGUCAAUGUUCUUCAUGCAAAUGAAUACAGUCACGAGCGUUGCCGAUCUUUUGCGGCCGUAUGAAGCUUGGACAUCGCACUCUGUUGUAAUUAAACACCGCUUAAUGCAUCAGCACAAUGCACAUUCAUAUGCACCAACACCCCUUGCGAAAUGACGUGCGAAUGUCACUCCUGUUAAAGAUGUAGAGAAAAUUGUGCUUAACAUACACGUUUCACUUCUGUGUGACUGUCCCUGAACAUCUGUUGCGCGACACUUGAUGUUUCAGCGCGCAAAAUUGCAAGAAUGUUUACGUGUAUGAAUAUUUAUUAGAUUUUCAGCACCCUUGACUAUGUGCAUGCCACCCUGUGAUGGUUUUGCUGGCGUUCAUGGAGAAAUGUGUGCGUUACCCCCUGUUUGUAUUUUAGAGCGCUUUCGCUGCUUUAAAAGUGUGCGGUUUUGCAUUGUAUUAUGUGUUAUCUGCUGUAAGAAAUUGCCGCGGCUUUGCGACUUAAAUGUGACCCGGUGUGAUAACAUCUCGAGUGAGUGUCGAGAUGUUUUUCAUUUACUCGCUUGCGUCAUUGUAUAGGUGUGUGUGCUUAUAUAAUGUAUCGCUUUGCAGCGUGUUCUUUUUUUUAAGGGUUGGGGAAGGAGGGGGGGGGGGGAUCAAUCUUUCCUCUCGGCUGAGUCCAUCCCAGUCUUGAACCUAUGCAGCGUGAGAGUGAGUGAAAGAAAGGGGGUUGAGGAGGCAUUGAUUCACAGAUGUGACGCCGGAUUUACGUCACCGACUUGCACGGACCAAUGGGAAAGCUAGGAAAGUGCUCCGAAAUGAGAGUGCAUGACCAUAACAUAAAAGCAAAGGCUGAACAGAAACUAACAUGCAAACAAGCACAAACAUGCAGACAAACACACACGAAGGCUGGCUUAAUGUUUCACGAUUGAAAUGAAACGAAGAAAAAAAAAGUGGGGUUUGCAGAUCGCGGUUUCCUCGAAACAAAAGUGUUUGUGCCACCUUGGCCGCAUCACAAUAUUUUUUUUCUGUGCAAAAUUCAGGCAUUUAAGAUGGGUGAAAUUUUUUUUUCAGGUAAUCACUUUUUAAAACAAACUUUUACUCAUGAUCUUUAGAGGGUCGUGUUUCUAGCAUGCUGGUCGAGCACUAUACUUCGGAACCGAGUCACAGAGAGCAGGUGACAACGCAGUAGCUGGUUGUCGCUGCUUUCUGUGGCUGCCGUGUUCGUGAUCGCAUUCAUUCGAAAACUCCUUUUUUAUAUUAUCGGCAGCGCGAUGAAAAUCUGCCAACUUUUAGAAACUCAACUUGACACUGAAUUUAACAUUGCAUUGACACGUUGGUUGAGAACAAGCCAAGGUUUUUGACUCUGCGGUUUAAACCAAACAGCCCAUUAACAUGACCAGAAACACACAAUGUACACACGAUUCACUGCAUAUGUAAAGUUUGGUUGUAUGUCUUUUUCUUUUCGUUUGAUGGUACUGCUUGUUUAGAUUCAAGCUAUAUUUACAUCCAUAUAUUUAUGUUUGCACCAAGCUAGUCGCGUCUCACGUGCAGAAAUUUAUUUUUAUUUUGCUUAGUUUCACAUUGCUUUGUAUCUGAAGAAGUUUGUGUUCUUUUACGCUACAAGCACAUUGUGAGUUUCAUCUUUUGUUGUUUUCUCGGAACGUUUGGUCGAGAAACGUUACUUUGUUUCACCAUUUGCUUGAGUUGCACAUUAUCCCCGCCUGCUUGUUUUGCUGUCAAAGACUGACCUCAUUGCAAACAAGAACGCUUGUUUUGUCAAAUCCUUGGUUUGGGUUUGUUUUGAUUUCCUCAUUUGCUUUUUGGCCCUGCGUUUGCCUCUGUUUUGACCCUGAGUUUCCACAGGCACCCGUCUGAAGCAUGAAAACAGUUAUCAAAAUGUACUGCUUUGUCCAAAGCAAAGACACAAUACUGUCUGCCAUUCCGCUUUCAAUGUUCGCAUAUUGUCUGUCAGAAAGAGCAAGAAGAAUAUGUAUUAAAAGUGUGUCCCAUUUUUUAAACCGACUAAUGGUUUUCCUUUGUUUCCUUGAGUUUGUUUUUGCAUGCGUUUGUUUUAGUUUUUGUUUCAUUUCAUAUUUUGUGUUUGUACCCAUUCGUUUUACUUUUACCACAGCACUAUAUAAAUUUGAAGGCCAUACGUCGCCCAGCUUGGUGCUCAAACGAAUGUAAAUUUGGCGGAGUUAGGUGGCAGUUACGUCCCUUUCAGGGCUACCUUCGUGAGAAAGCUGAAAAAUGGUGUUUGAGACCAAGUUUUACACAAAACACUCUUUACGCCAUGGUUUAGGUGCACCUAAAAACUUUCUUGGGUAUGUAUGCCCAAGGUUGUCGUUGGGUUUUCACUUGGUAUCUUUCACAGGUAAAACCCGUGAUUUCCGCACUCACAUAACACUAUAAAUGAUUUGGCACAGAGAAAGUAGUGCCCCCGCUGACUGCUGUUGCAGUCGUUAUAGAAUGGUACUAGUUUAGAGGGCGGGAUAACGCUGCGUCACCACAGGCGCUGAACAACCAUGUCGUGCCCAAGCGCCAACUCGAAUUCAAAGGUGCUAACUCACUGAAUUGUUCUUACGACGCUUCUAGCACAGAUAGUCACUGAAGUCACGUCAAUGAAAUCGCUUAAGUCAUUAUCGUGCCCAGAACGUUGACUGCACUAAGGUUACUGCAAAUUGGUUCGUAACUACGGACAGAUUCCAAUUCUUUCAUAGUGCUUUCUUUGUUAUUUUGUUUCAGCCAUUAAGUAGAGAGUGCGAUCAUUUGAUACAACCAAUGACAGCAGGACAUAUGGCGAAUUCGACAGCUCAUAAGAGUACGCAAUAGCAACCUUGCAUAAUUUCAUACUGUGACGACAAGGAAAUAAUUUGACGCUGUAGUCGUUCAAACGGCGUGGGAAUCGAUGGUAGGGCAUAGAUUUUCUACUGUAUAGCAGGAUAUCUUAGGCAAAAGACACUUCUGGUUCUUGUGGCACAAUUCGCUACCAAUAUUUUAGAUCUGUUAAACUAUGAAAUCUGACGACUAUGGCACUGUUACUCGUUUUAUCGCGUAGUUCUCAGCGAAUACUUGCGCCUCGACCACGCGUGAGUAUGCCACUAAAUUAUCUCAACAGGCAGCAACACUGACCGCUUAUAAUUGUUUGGCAUCGCCGCCAUAUCUUUUUCCUUGCAGACUUCUGAAAACAGCCUAACGUCCGCCGUCGGGACAAUAGAAAGUGGCUCUUGCCGAAUGACAAGUUAGGUAUGCAAAAUAAGAACUUGCGAGUACAGCUUAGGUAACGAACAAAGUUACGACUCAAACAUGUGCAGCUCGAUUAUAAUAUGGUGUGCGGAUCACCGUGGUGGUGACUCGCGUUGUUACUGCUGCCAAGCUCUCCUCUAAAAUUCCCAAUAGGGCUUUGCACCCAAGGGCUUAAAUUCGGGGUGAAAUUUUUUAUUCCUCUACGCUCCUUGUUCUCUCACUCUCUCUCGCGAAUCUAUGUCUCUUGUGUAUUGAAACUCGUCAAUCGCAGCGGACAAGCGUUUUCGACAGUGUAGUUUUAUCAUCGUUCUGUAGCAGGGCUGGGCGUCGGUCCGACAUAUCCACCUGCUUUAAUUACCGGCGUCUGGCCUACCGAUUGCACGAAUAAUCAAUUAGUUGUAUUGAUCCCGUAAACCUGCAGUAGGAAAUCGCUUUCGACGCUUGUGGCAUGGAACAUUAGUCUCGGUGAUACGGCGGGUGAGAUGACCUUCACUUGGACUUUUGUGUAUUUUUUUCUAGCCCAGCUAGAAUUGAUGUUGAUGAUGAUCACAUUUUCAUGCAGUGUUGUUGGCGUACAUAGCACUGAAUAUUCGGCUGCAACGGCAUGCGUUUUUAUUGGAUGCGGUAGCAUACGGGUUUAGACUAAGUUUAAGAUAAAAGGUUUUGGUUCUUCACAAGAAUAUCUGCGUCGUUCGGAUGACGUGCCGCUUAAGCUGGCGUAAAAGCUAAUAGCAUUCAAGCAGCUGGUGGUUCGAACAGCAUGGUUAAUGGAGGGAUCGCCCAGCCCUGCUACGACAGAAAAAUGAAUGUAUAAGCGUCACCCCGAAGUCCUUCGAGUGCAGCUAUACGACUGAAAGGACUGUAUAGAGUGUUUUCAACUUUUCCGCCUUCUGGAUAUUGGUGUUAUACUGCUGUGUCGUCUGUGAUCGCAAAAUGAUCUCUCCUCAGUGCGGUUUGGAUGUUAUUGCGCAUUUGGUAUCUAUUGUGACAUUUCUGUUUGUGAGGUGCUGUUGCUGAUGGCGCCUUUGUGUAUUUGUUUUGACAGGUGUUCUCUCUCGUAGCACAGACGUUCGAGGCUUCACUGCGUGGUGCAGUGAAUGGUAACCUGACUUGUCCUGACUUCUCACUGAUAUCGAGGCUACAUUUUUGUGCUUCUUGUUUUGCGCCCAAAGUUUCAUUCAUACAGUUGAAGCUCAGUGGUCUACCUAAUUUACACACAUUCCUCUAGAGAAUUCUCUGGCGUUUCAUACUUUGUCAUUCCAGGCGAUAAGCGAGCUUUAAAAAGCUGGUAUCCCGUAGGUUUAUCAGUUGGACAUUCCCGUUAUGAUAGUCAACGUGAACGUGAUACGCUGAGCUAUGAGCACUCAGGUAUUCAUGUUAUCUGAUAACAUUCCCUGGCCUUAUACAGGAACAUAGUUGUUAAAUUGUCAAGUACUCUGGAAUAAUUGAAGGUGCAAUAGCUAAGACACUCAUACUCUUAUAAUGUUAAAGAAAGAAGUCACUCUUUAAGUGCCAGCAUAGAAAUGUUCACACAGUUUUUUUAUCUGACAUAAUUGAAAGAUCUCGCAGCAUUCGUACUCUUCAUCUGUAAGUGCUGGCGGAAAAACAAAAAAACGUAAUUGCACUGCACAAAAGGCAGUUGGUCGUCUGCAACGGCUCUGCGUUGGCUGUUUCAUUCUAAGAAACGUCUCUCAACAUGUAACGAUAAUUUUGCUUCUGCUUCCCAGGCAGCAUCCAUCAUUCCAGAUCCGCCUUGUAUGGCGGUUCUCUCUGUACUUCCCAGACAUUCCAAAGUCACUCGAUUUCAAGAUGGCGAAGCCUCUGGAACGUUUUUUCCCCCGGCUGACACGGUGAUCACGUUAGACAAAACAGGUCGCGGCAAAACACUGCCCCCUACACACCGGCUGUGACUGCAAUGUUCGGCGCGGCAAGUUUUUUUUUUUAUAUAUAUAUAAAUCUCGCACGGACGAGAGACACGAAAGGGCAAUCGCAUGCCGCGUAAACACUGAUAUAUAUCUUCGACAAAGUGUAAUAUAUACAAAUAGUAUUUAUGAACAACGAAACGUUCUUUGCCGCUCCGGCCCCUGUUUCCCAUGCCCUUGGAACGACGAAUGUGUCGUAUUGCGCGACGGGCGAGCAAACCACGGUGCCCAUCCUUUGGGCAAUUGGUGCGACAAUGCCGUCUGCUCGAACAGCGUUUCCUCGAGCCUGGCAAAAAUCGCCCCAGGGAUGGAUCGGGGUGUCACGGUAUUUUGCUACCCAGAGCACGCGGUGGCGUGAUUUGUGGGGAUAAAACACGAACGCGCUACACGCAAGGCAUGUGCAAUAGUAUAUGUGUAUACUAAAGAAUUUCGCGUUCGGUGUUGGCGGGUGCUUUUUUUCUUAGGCCGUACUGCGAGGCGGCGCCACCUGAAAAAUGACAGUUACUAGGACGAGGGUGAGAGUCUAUACAAGCGCAGUUUCCUAAACCAAACACUACGCGGCACCACGGUCGGGUGCGCGAGAAGAAAAAAAAAGUGUUUUUGCUCACUUGGUCCCGGAGGCUUCGUGCCCUAGCUACCCUAUUCUUGUUUGGGGGAUCGCAGGGACGGCUCUAGGCGGGAGUACUUCUCCAGCACUUGCUACCACGCUCACGCGUUACAGAACGCGCUGUACAAAUGAAAACGAGAAAUACGUUUCUAUAUCCCUUACAACCUGUCCGCGGUGUCUCCUGUGAAUAUCUCUAUGACGACAUUAAAAAGAAAACACAGAGGCUUUUUUGAGUGAGGUUCAAUGAGAAUUGAGUUUCUACGCAUUCCAGCCCUUUCAUGUGAGGUGACAAUAGUCGCGAGACUCGUUGCAUAUUCGUACGUUCAAGGUCCAUAGACAUCUUCGUUUCGCGUUGCGAACAUGCCUGAACGUGUAUUUUCUGCGGGGCCGCUUUCUUGAUUUCGGCAGCAAGCGUGGAGGUGUCGGGAACGCGACACACAUGGAAUGACGUGCGACGCAGAUGGCCACCAGGGCGCCGUAUAACACUCGCGAUACGUCCCGUCGUGGGGAUACACAGACAGAGUUCCUCGAAGGAAUGACGUUACUGGUGCCUGUGCUCACGUCACGUCGGGUCGUUCUGCCCUUCCUUUCUGAAACACAAAGCCCAUCUUGUACUUCUUGGAAGUGGGAAGCGCUACGAGCAGUGAGGUAAUCGGUGUGGGACACUGGUUUCUACAAGCUAAACCUCUGGAAACGGAUAUCGUUGACGUAAGCGGUUACGUCACGAAUGAUGGCGCUCAAUUCAGGAAGCUCAGCUCGGCGAAAGACUUAAGAAUGAGCGGGAACGCGCAUCUCAUACUUUUUACUCGGGGAGGGUUUCGUCGUAUCAACCAAGCGCAGUCACAACCAACAUCCCAACACACACAUUCGCCAUCGGCAGCUGUCGCGAUUGUCCCAAUUGCUGCUUUCUGCGUCACUAUUGAGGCGUCGUAAUGCAAGAUCGCACUCUAUUUUUGCGUCGCUCUUUGCUUGCGGGCCCGUCGCGCUCCGUUUCCGUUGCGUCAGCUCGCAGACACGCACACGAACACUUCAUGGUACCUCCAGAAGGAGCGCUGCAUGCCCGCCAUCUUCGCAAUCUCGAGACACGUUUCGUAUUACCUUUGUUUCUUUAGCUAGAAAGCACGCAGAUCAAGAGAGGCCGAGCAUGGUUUAACGUCAAGUCCUGAGCCAAGCUUGGAAGUGAAAUUCAUUGGGGGGCGGAGACCGCCUCGCGGAAGCUGAGCGGAUUCUCGUAGUGCCCGCGUAAGAAGAAUGACACGCCCGAAUGUAAGAAUGUGUUGCAGUUGGGGAAGACAUACACUGACAGAUAUAUAGAUAUAUAUAUAUAUACAUGUAUACACGCAUACACAAAGUUUAUAUAUACCUGAGGGGGCAAGAGAGACGAAGGCGUUCAGGCCGGUGGUUUUUAUUGCGUACCGCGUGUAAAACUGUGGACAAGUUAAGCCUAUUUACACACAUCGUAAACACUCUUAAGAGAAGAGGAAGCUCUCCACGCUGCUGAAGCCGCCCUUUUUCCACCUAUUUCCUCUCAUUGUGACAGUACGUACGCUAAGCGACUAUUAUAUUAAGCGUAGGUGUCUUUUUGUAUUCAAUGGCCCCGUACACCGUUCGCAACCGGCGUCCUCUUUAUCCGUUUUACGGAACUCCCCCACGUCCUCGUGCCCCGUCGUGCAGUAUAUGAGUAUUUUAGUGGCGAAGCUUCGUCCGUCUGCGUGCAGUCGUGUGCGCUGCUGCCCGGAAGUGCUCCGCGUGCUCAGGAUGACGUGCGAGGUCACUUCCGGUUGCGCAGAUCCAGUGACCGGCCGGUUCGGCGUCAAGGUCGUCUGCGUCGCUUUCGCGCGCGCAUGACUUCAGCCAGGUGUUACGUAUAAUUAAGCCCUUAUAGAGUUACUUCUCCGCUCACCGUAUACUGUCCAGGUUUGCCUGUUCGUCUGUCUAUUUCGACGUCUGCUUGCGUAGGUUCGUUCUUUUAUUCCGACCCUCGCCGCUUUCCUCAUCGCCUUCUGGAAUCACGACUGGUGGGGAAAACCAGACACUGAUUGCGUUCCGAAUGCAAGCACCUUGGCUGAGCGGAGAAGCGGCGGUUUCAUCGUCGGCUGCAUUGGAAUUGUAAAAAAGGACGGGUCUAUGUGAGAACUUUAAGAGGCAGACGCUAUUUUCGUGUAACGUGAGGCGCAGGAUGAAUUCUGCGUGUGUAGGCUCCAGCUACGGAAUUGCUAAGGUUUCGUAAAGCGAUUUGUUCAGCCCAUCCCCAAGAGAGCGCUAGUAAAUAAGCGCCGUGAACACGGCUGAUAAUCUCAUCCUUUCAUGCUUCUGUGCUGACGAUCAACGCAACAACGAAAGGAAGGGUUUGGGAACAAGCCGACUUCGCAGUUCUCCGCGCUUAAUCCGUCGCAAGGUUUCCCGUGGUUGCGAGUAACUGAUCCUGCACAGUUUACGAUACAUGAACAUCUUUUCUCGUUCUGGGAUUUGCAGGCAAAUGCUGCGUGCUUGAAGAACUCAAAGCUCUGGAAACCGCCGCUCGUAGUUCGAAGGCGAUGAUUCUUUCUUCCUUUUUUUCGAGGGGCGAGGAGAUGAUGCGUGUUUUGGCGACAAACUGAAAUGCUCUCCACAAAUAAAAAAAAGGAAACAUGGCAGAAUAUUUUAUGUCACGGUAAAAGUAAAAUCAUAUACAAAAGAAGCAUCUCGAGCUAUUUUAAGGUUUCUUCGAGCACGUGUUUGCCAUCUUUUGGCUGCGCAAGCCCCAACCUCCCUCCUCCCCCUCUCAAAACUUUAUGCCCCAUAUCCUUACCCCUGCUUCCCUUUCCUCCGGGCUUUUGACCUUUGUGCAAAGCCGCUAGCGUCUCAUAAACUUUGCAUCUAGAAUUAUAUGUAUGCUUUUUAGUCGUGUGUCGAAAGUAAUCUCUACUAACUAUCUUUUCGAUGUCCACUAUGCUUAUUUAAACGAUGGUAUACUCUCGUAAAACUCUGUGUUCGUUGAAGUUACGCUAACCACAAGGAGGCAUUGUUUCGUCUUUGUCAGGCGUGGCAUUAUUUUACUGCUUUGGUUUUCUACGCUGUUUUUUUCCGACCCAUUUCUCGGCUUCUGCAAUGAGAAAGUAUUUUCUUGUGACGACUGUAUGAUGUGAUUUUUUCUGACAUUUCUGUCCAAGGUUGGCUCUUUCUACAUUGCAGCCGCUAUUAUUUAUGUUACGAUUUGGCAUUUAUAUUGUCACAGUGCCCUGGAUAAGUCCACGCUUCCUUCGUCACCGCGACGUAAAAGUUUGGUCAAGUCAUGGACUGUCAUGACUGCAAAGUGCGGUUGUUACCCGUGUAGCCUUGAGCGGCAGGUCUCCUUGUCAGAAAAUUUUCAGUACAGGAUAGCGAUUAUCUUAUUUUCUGGCAUUUUGAUGCUUUCACGCUAAGCUUGACGAUCAAUGCCUCUGAGACUUUUUGCUUGUAAUACUGUUUAUUCAAUGUUUAGUAGUAGUUAGUUGGAUUGCUGGGUUUCCCAUUUCUUCAUUGCCGACGUGGGUUGCCACUUUGGUGGAGCACGACUUCCAGCGGAAGAAACGUUCGCGUGGACUUCGCUUCCCGCCACGGAGCGGGAAAAAAUGGGAAGCCGUUCGGUUUCUGAAGCCGGGGCUCGCGAGGCUUAAGCUUAACCCACGAAGGAAAGUGUGAGAACAAAAAAGUGAAAUGCUGAAAACUAAAUGCAAUUGGCCACGUUUUUAGGCUCGGUUACAAUCUCCGUUGUGCUUUCGUCAUGAUUCCAAGCACUCAGAUCGCAGGCCCGCGAGUGCAUUGCGCAUGCGCGCAUGAUAUGUAAGAUUUAUAGGCCUACUCGCCAUUCCCCAAAUAUGUGCUGCAUCACUGCUAUAUCUACGUUGUAAAUUCUACAUAUUACCUCUGUGUAACGAACAAGGUUAUUGCCAAGAAAAGCGGUGGGUACGCUAAUGUCAACCUAGAUAUUCACUCUAGGCUAAUAUGCGGCUCAUACUUUGACGCCAAGAGACACUCGGAAACAGCAAAGAUUACGUGUCUAGGGAUGGUCAUACUAAACUUCAACUGAAAUCGGUGAGAGUGAUGCCACCUCUCGCUAAAUAGCCGGACGGCCUCUGCCGCCUUCCUGUUAAAGGCAUCAGAGGGUGAAGAAAUCCAACAGUGCAAGAAAGUAGCCUUGUCAUUUCGCCAAAACGCUGCCCACAUAAAAGCUUAAAAGCACAUAUUUUUGGCAGCAGCGUCGUGCGCGGUGUGCUGCUGCUACUUCGUUUCGACCGUCCACUUUCGGCGAGUGAUUCGGGCCCCGCGUUGACGCAUGCGCAAGCACUCGCGCAGGCCUAGCAGAUUUUGGUUACCGCGGUUGAUGUCACCAAUUCGUCGUGCGGUUUGACGUUUGCCACAUUCCUUCCCGUACUUGUGCGCUAGAUCUCUCCGCAGGGAGCCACCAAUUUAGGUGUGAAGAGACACAAACAAACAAAAUAUGGCCGCCGGAGCUGCGCCCGAUUUGUCCCCCUUUUGAUCCGACGCCGCAUUCCGUUCGUCGUCACCGGCCGAGCCUGUCCGAGCUGCUUACACUCGCAUUCCCUACCGCAUUCGCCGUGCCGAUGCCUCGGCACCGUUCAUUCGAUGACUGGUCGAUAGGGCUAUGCGAAAUGGGGCGGGAGAUGAUGGUCUCUGGCUACAGGGGGAACACUACUUGCUGUUGGGCUCGUUGGUUCAUACUCGUUGUGGUGAAUUAGGGUGCGAAACGAUAUGAGCUAAUGAACAGGACAGGGGAAAACUUAGUUGCGAGUGACGCUAUCGCUUGUCCCAUCCCUUAGUUCAUAUUGCCUUCGCGUCCUCUUUUCCACAAAGUGAACACUGCGUACUAGAACCAUAUCGCUUAAGCGACGCCGACAGUCAGUAAGAAAUGGAUCCGCUAACUUUCAGCUGAACAUUUACAUUCAAAGGUGGCGCGUUAAUACGUAAGCUUGACGACACCAAUGACGAACAACCCGCGGAAACAAGGCCAGGCGACAAGUCAACGUGCAGUACUGCAGUGUCAAUAUGGCCAUUUCAUUUCUACUCAGUUAUUUCUUGUCUGCGUCGCUUAAACGGUAUGGCCGCAGUACCUCUAUAAAACCAACUAGCCCAAAUGUUUAGUCCUGAACACCUUUUUGACUGUGUGCCACAGUGGUUCAGCCAAGAUAGCGUUCGUCUGCGUAGCCUGGAAGUCGAGUGUUCGAUCCCAGCUGCGACAAUUGCAUUCCAUAGGGAGACGAUUGGGAAACUGUCUGUAUAACGUGCAGUGGGUCAGGGCAUAUAACCCAGAUAACUGAAAUUAUCCGGAGUCCAAAACUUUGGCGAAUCAUUUCCGAAUUCUGGCAAUUUUGUGGAGGUUAAACUGCAUAACUAAUUUUACUGCAUAUCUUAUUCAAUAAGCCUGUGACAUGUGCAAACUACAUAAAUUGACCAAAUUUCGCAAUGAAUCAUGUGCGGUCAUGCAAACCUCGCGUAUCCUGAAAGCCUUGUGCCAAACUCACCUCCUAUGAGUGAAUCCAGCUAGCAUAAAAGCCGCAUCUCUGGGACAAAUAUCAGAAUUGGUACUGACACUAAAGGCUAUAGUGAGUGGGUGACCCAACACUGCGCGCUCAAGUUAGGUAUCGCGGGACGUACGAAAACACUGCCUGGAGCGCCACCCAGCGGUGGAAAGGUAAAUUUCGCGUUCGUUGGUUGACCCCGCCCUCUUCCCUCUUUGAGAAGAUCGGAACGGCCCGGGCACGUUGACGACGGCCGGAAAUGUGCGUGCGGUUCUUUCUGUUCUACAUUUCAAGCGCCCUCUGGCGGCCGGCAAGUACAAACGGCAAACAGCGUGAGGCGUUGGUAACACUCUGGAGCCAAGAUGGCGACCAGUGGCGGUGCUCUGAAUCAACUAGGGAAGAAAAAAAGAUUAAACGCAACCAGAAGCAACGUUUAAACACUCAACACGAGAUGUGCUGUGGGGGUUGCUUAGACAGUUGUGUCCGAUGAAGAAAAAAAAAUGAACGCAGUGAAAUCGUUAAUCGUGAAGUGCUGAUCUAAAAUAGGAAAGCUAACUUAAUAUUUGUCAUUACUGUCGUCUUUACUGUUUCUAUAUAAAAUAAUAAAAAAAUACUGAGAGAGGAAGCCUACCUGUAUGCGACUGGGUUUUAUGGUCGUCUCUUAUUUCGGUGGUAUAUAUUUCUGGAACUCGUAACGCUGUGUUUGUUGUUUGCUGUCUCUGACUCUUUCACUUAGUGGUGUCGUCUUGUCGGAAUGGACUUUUUAUUCGCCUUUUAUGUCGCUUUUACGACGAGAAGAGAGAAAGAAAAAAAAGACAAAACACAAGUACACACUGACUGGAAACAUUGGUUGUGUAUUGAAAGUGCCGAUAUGCAUGCGAGUGUUAAAAAAAUACUCGUCUAUAAAAACUCUCCUGUAAACAGCUUCUAUAGGAAAAUAUAAAAACAUGUAGGCCAAAAAUUAUGAAGUGGAACCGGUGUUUCACCCGACUUUUUUUUUUUUCUUCACGUGCUGGGAACGAGCUCGUGUCCUUGGUAUAUUGGAAAAUGUCUGCCGAUCGACAUUGGAAGUAUUGGAAAUCCCAAUUAGGAAAUGCAAGCAAUCUAGACGCAAAAAUGUGCGCCUCUGCAAUUUGGAAAAUUUUUCGGACUCCUGUGAAUUUUGUGAAGUUCGCGCCACCUGGGGAUCACCACAAGGAAAUUACGACGACCGGUCGGCCAGGUGUGAUCGGGUGAAGCUGGAGAUGCAAUAAAUUUUCCUAACGUUCGCAUAGCGCGGCGUUCACGAAAAGGAGCCUUCCCAACACGUGCGCAACGCAACAGGCGUCGCACCGUCAUUGGAAAAAAUUAAUAUGCAGGAAAACAAACUCCUUGGGAAAUUUUAAUGUUAACCGACGACUGGAAAUUUUUGAGAAUGGCGUCGCGAUGUUGUGAUGCCGACAUUAAAAAUUGAGACGAAACUGCGAUGAAAUAAUAAAGUGCUAACUAAACCAAGAGCUGUAAACAGAGAUUAUCUACAUAAUUGAUAUAUAAAAAAAAGAUGUUAUUCCCGGCAUAUAGUUCUGACUGUACUGCAAUAUUUGUACUUUUCCAUGUUAAUAAAUUUCCAAUCUCUUGGAAAAAGAGUGCUCAUCGCUA